AUGUGUCUUGAAAAAGAACUUAGUAAAAGCCAAAGAGAGAGUAUCAUUGUAGCAAAAAAGUUAGACAAUACAGAUAGCAGAAUUUCUGCAGUUAUCAAUUAUUCUAUUUCUUCUUUUGAAUAUGAAGAACUCAAGCAUUUAGUAGUUAGUAAUAAAAAACCCACUGUUAAACCCUUGCUCAAAUAUGAUUAA
Messenger RNA from Funneliformis mosseae, 192 nucleotides. NCBI's taxonomy places the organism in Eukaryota, Fungi, Glomeromycota, Glomeromycetes, Glomerales, Glomeraceae. The record is from the annotation of a GenBank genome assembly.